GGGCAGUGUUGUCCACUUUAAACAUCGAAGAGCUUUACUUUAAGACAAAUACAGGCUUAAAGGAUACCUCUAAAUCUCUUUUUUUUUAUUAGUAAAAGAUUGUAAGGCGAUAUGCAGGCUUUUAGAAACUGUGGUGUGUGUGCUAGUGGGAGUCUUCUAAAAGGCCGGACCGACUUCCUGGUUGCCCGGAGAAACAUGGCAGUGCUGAGACGGACCGCCGCGUGCGUUCAACUUCUCAAGGACAAGGCCAAUGUGUUCUGCAGCAGCCCCGUUCAUCAGCGUCUCCUGCGCCUGCCGGAGGUCGCCAGAUCCAAUGCAGUCGCGUUCAGUGUCGGCAGCACCCUCUGUGCGGUUCCUUUUACACAGCAGGUUGAAAACCUCUCGCAUGAAUCUUUGAUUCGUCGGGCAUCUUGUCUGGUCACAGACAGUGCCAACACCUAUCUCUCUCAGACCACGCUGGCUCUUGUGGAUGCCCUCACACAGUAUGCCAAGGCACUACAUACACUCAUUGCCCUUCAGAAGCGAUACAUUACCUCAAUAGGAAAACUGACCCCUGCUGAAGAGGACAGCAUUUGGCAGGUGAUCAUUGGCCAGAGAGUAGAGGUUAGUGAUAGAUUGGAAGAAUGCAAACGCUUUGAGUCAAACUGGAUCAAUGCCAUCCACAUCUGUGAGUUGUCAGCAGAGGCAGCCUACAAUUCAGGGGCGGAGCAUGCAUGCACAGCAACAAAGACUAACCUGCAGGUGGCGCAGUCCAAAGUGGAGGAGAUUAGAAAGAUCUCAAAAGAAGCACAGAAAAAACUGGCUGAGACUAAAGCGGAAGAAAUCCAGAGAAUGGCUGAAUAUGCUUCUAGCAUUGACAUUAAUGACCUGGAAGAUAUUCCAGAGGCCUACCUUCGUGAGGACUAGAAAAACUAUGAAUGUUCUUGAGUUAGCAAUUCUGUAGCAAGCAGUGAAUCACUCACCGAGUAUGAAUGAAUCCAGAAUGCACCUUGAUAUGAAUUUGCAAUGAGUAUUAGAUAUGGAAUUUAAAGAUAUGGAAUUUAAUCAAUAUAUGUGUUCAUAACAAUAGAACAGGUAAAAGUCCAACAAAUGUUUAUAAAAUAACUUGUAUUACCUGUUAAAGAAAACCGAAAAACACAGCUUGUAAGAUCCAUAGAUUGCUUUGGAAAUAACAUUGAUUUGGUAUUUGUAUAUAUGUAUAUAUUUUUAUAUUGUUUAUUUUUUGAUGCAAUUACGUGCAUGUUAAUGCAACAUUGAAAUUGUAUCACAGGAUGUUGUGAUAUUACAAUGUAUAGUCCUACAAAGUUGCAAUCAAUCUGUUUUGUAUGUUUAAGAGAUUAACUGUUAUUUAUUAUCUUAAUAAAUGGAAAAAUUAUUCAGAACAA
Molecule: messenger RNA, 1385 nt
Organism: Ctenopharyngodon idella (grass carp)
Lineage: Eukaryota; Metazoa; Chordata; Actinopteri; Cypriniformes; Xenocyprididae
Gene: diabloa
Product: diablo, IAP-binding mitochondrial protein a
Exons: 6
Coding region: 112-906 (264 amino acids)
Biological process (GO): neuron apoptotic process; intrinsic apoptotic signaling pathway in response to oxidative stress
Cellular component (GO): mitochondrion
Source: RefSeq, a predicted model, not a curated record